AUGGCCAGUCAGCUCAUGGGCGAGACCCUCCACGCUCUGCUACGGCGAGCGUCGGAGGACACUGACCCCGAUGAUGCCCCCGAGGCGGGAUCGAAGGAGAUCACUAGUUCCUGGGCCUUAUUUAUUAUGAUCAUGCUCUUGAUGUUUGCCUUGUUCACAAGCUACAUCCUCCAGCAAAGGAAGAUCCAAGCCGUCCACGAAACAGUUUUAUCCAUCUUUGCGGGAAUGUUCGUUGGACUGAUCAUCCGCCUAACCUCCCAAUCGACCCUCCAAGAUAGCGUCGCAUUCGACUACCAGUUCUUCUUUAACCUCCUCCUACCCCCCAUUAUCCUCGCCUCCGGAUAUGAGCUCCAUCAGGCGAAUUUCUUCCGCCAUAUUGGCACCAUCCUCACCUUUGCGUUCGCCGGUACCUUUAUCUCCGCCAUGGUGCUUGGUCUCGUUCUCUAUCUCUGGACUCGUAUCCCGCUGGACGGGCUGAACAUCUCUUUCGUCGAGGCGAUCUCUGUUGGUGCGACACUCUCCGCUACGGAUCCGGUCACCAUUUUGGCUAUUUUCAACCUUUACAAAGUCGAACCGAAGCUUUAUACCAUCAUUUUUGGAGAAUCGAUUCUCAACGAUGCUAUCGCCAUCGUGUUGUUCGAGACUGCACAGAAAUACGCGGAGACUGAUGCUGGCUCGUUGAGCUUUUUGAACUUCUUCGAAGCCAUUGGUCUCUUCUUGCUUGUAUUCUUUGGUAGCAUGGUGGUCGGUAUCAUUGUUGGUAUCGCCACUGCCCUGGGCCUCAAGUAUACGUUGGUUCGCCGCAUGCCGAAGAUAGAAAGCUGCCUUAUUAUUCUUAUCUCUUAUGCUAGCUAUUUCUUUUCGAAUGGCGUGCACUUGUCCGGAAUUGUGUCACUCCUAUUUUGCGGGAUCACUUUGAAGCAUUACGCGUACUAUAACAUGUCCCGACGUACACAGCUGACUACCAAAUAUCUGUUCCAGGUAAUGGCGCAGCUGUCGGAGAACUUCAUUUUCAUUUACCUCGGUCUGGACUUGUUUGUCGAGUCCAACCUCCAAUUCAAUCCACUUUUCAUUAUGGUGGCAGUGUUUGGAAUAUGCCUUGCCCGCUACCUUGCUGUAUUCCCACUUUCCAAGGCAAUCAACUGGUUUAUCCGGUAUAGAGCUCGGCGUCGGGGUAUCGAAGUCGCAGAUGAACUGCCCUUCGCAUACCAAGCCAUGCUCUUCUGGGCCGGUCUCCGUGGUGCUGUGGGAGUUGCGCUAGCGGCAGGUCUUUCUGGUGCCAACGCACCGACGUUGCGAGCCACCGUAUUGGUGGUGGUUGUGUUGACCGUUAUCAUCUUCGGCGGAACAACAGCACGUAUGUUGGAAAUUAUGGGCAUCCGAACUGGCGUUAUCGAGGAGAUUGACUCCGAUGAUGAGUUUGAUAUUGAAGUCGCCCACGGCGGCACCUACUACAAGCGAUCUGAUACUGCUUUUGGAUAUACUCCGCGACGGGGCGACUCGACUAUCCCUCUGGAUGGCGUCACUCCCAAUCAUCAGCGCGCGGCCACAGUCACUGGGCUCGGCGAACGAUCAGGUAGUUACUCGACUGGCAACAGCCGACGCCCCAGUCCCCCUCACGGCCACACUCGAAUGUACUCGGCCGCCUACGGCGCCAAAGAUACCCAGGCGCGGCGCGAUCGCUCGUCAACAGCAACCCUACUCAACCUUAAUAGCGGUAAUGCUGGCAGUGACGAUGAGUUCGGUCUCCCGCCCAGUGGUAAAUCUCGCGGGACCCCAGUGGCUCACCCAGACGAGUUCGAUCUGGAUCUCGAAGGCGUCUCUGAUGACGACCUGCCACCCGCCGCAAAGGCCGCAGCCUCUCGUAUGCGACGAUCUCCAUCUAACCCACCUUCUGGACCGCAUACACCAUUACCCAUUGAGGGUUCUGCUAGCACCUCUCCUGCCCGACGGGACCAGCAGUCUGGUCUCACCGCUCGUGACGCUCUUCGAGAUCUGUUCUCGGGUGGUGCGAACGGUGAUCAUGCGGCGUGGUUCCGCCAGAUUGAUGAGGACUAUAUCAAGCCGAAAUUGUUGCUUGAUCAAUCCAACCAUAAAGGACCCGGCGCUGUUUAA
Molecule: messenger RNA, 2115 nt
Organism: Penicillium verhagenii
Lineage: Eukaryota; Fungi; Ascomycota; Eurotiomycetes; Eurotiales; Aspergillaceae
Product: bifunctional K:H/Na:H antiporter NHX1
Exons: 5
Coding region: 1-2115 (704 amino acids)
Biological process (GO): vacuolar acidification; proton transmembrane transport; sodium ion transport
Cellular component (GO): early endosome; fungal-type vacuole membrane; late endosome
Molecular function (GO): sodium:proton antiporter activity
Source: RefSeq, a predicted model, not a curated record